This is a messenger RNA of Fusarium venenatum, 207 nucleotides long. NCBI's taxonomy places the organism in Eukaryota, Fungi, Ascomycota, Sordariomycetes, Hypocreales, Nectriaceae. The record is from RefSeq and is a predicted model, not a curated record.
AUGGACCUCACAGCAGCUCGUGCAAUACACAAGGCGAGGCGAGGCGAAGUCAUCAAGACAAGACAGGACGAGUCUUCCGAAUAUAGCGAGCCCAAUCGGAUGAGACAACGAUCUGAUAUGAGACCAAACCACAUGGUAAAGCGGUCCAAAGGACAAGCAAUCUCUAGAAGGACAACAAAGCAGCGCACGGAGAACAACCAGACCUGA